This is a messenger RNA of Merops nubicus (carmine bee-eater), 811 nucleotides long. It is a transcript of the gene SPC25, whose product is annotated as SPC25, NDC80 kinetochore complex component. NCBI's taxonomy places the organism in Eukaryota, Metazoa, Chordata, Aves, Coraciiformes, Meropidae. Gene Ontology annotation, cellular component: Ndc80 complex. Gene Ontology annotation, biological process: chromosome segregation. The transcript is spliced from 6 exons. The coding region runs from base 1 to 705 and encodes 234 amino acids. The record is from RefSeq and is a predicted model, not a curated record.
AUGGCUAAUACAAAGCCAGAUGAUGAAAUAAUCCUCUUUGAAAGAGAAAUGAAAGAGUUUUGGACCAAAUUAAAAAACAUAUACGGCACUGAACAGAUCAGUCAGACGUUAGCACUGAGAGAUUCAUGCAAGGAGUCCAUAAAAGCACUUUCAGAGAAAUGGUCAAAGAAGCUGAAAGAAGGAGACCUGAUGAUUGAUAAAAUUCAAGAGUAUAGCAAUGAGAUUCUCCAGCAGAACCAAUGCAUAUCAGAAAAUCAAGAGCGGCUGACAGAAAUAAAAGUGAACCUAAAUCAAGAGGAAGAGCAAAAAAAGGACUUGAUGGACAGCAUCCAAGAGCUUAAAGAAGAGCUGUUGAAGAAAAAGGAAAUAAUAUCUUCUAAAAACAAAGCUGCAAAGGAGAGAGUGGAACGACUGUGCAUAUCUAAAGAAUUGUUUAAAGAGCGGCUUGGACUGGAGAUACGGAGAAUUCACGAUGAACAAUUGCAGUUUAUAUUCAGACACAUUGACCAUAAAGAUCCUGACAAGCCAUACUUAUUUACUCUUUCCAUAAAUGAACAAGGGGAUUAUGAAGUGACUUCCUGUACUCCUCCUCUGGACUGUAUACCAGAGUUCCAGCUCAAAGUGAGAGAAACGAACAAUUUUUCUGCGUUUGUUGCCAACAUCAGAAAAGCUUUCACUGCUUUAUCUUACAAACAGUCUGCAUAAAACCACCUUAUACCUCUCUAGCUGUAGAGCACUCUUUUCUUUGCUUCCUGUAUUGUGAAAGUAUUUAUCCAUGUCUUACUCAUUUCUAAAUAAAGAAAGAAUUAAA